AUGUGCAGCCAAACGCGUUCCCAAUUUCCAUUGUCGACGCUAAACCCUACAUCGUCAAUUUCCGGCCCCUCGCGUAGAGCUACUCGGAAAGCUGUCUUCCGAAUUUUCUGUGAUGAUGACAUCGAGGAAGCCGCCCCCUCCGUCGACCCUUCCAACCUCAGAGCACACAAGUCAGGCACCGUUUCACACCCCGUCGUGAAUAACAAGGAGAACCAGGUCCCAGAACUGGACAACAGGACCAUCGCAGCCCCGCGUCAAACCAAUCGAUCCUAUACCCGCUCACGCGUCCUAGGCGACAAAACCGCCUCAGCUUCAGCUCGCGUGAACUGCGUCGAGAAAUGGGACUCCAAAAUACCCUUUGCCCCUUGCGGUUCAUCCCUGGGAAAAUCUACGCUGCUUCACCCUAUCAAGACCGAACUAUCUAAGCCACGUACAACCCCACAUUCCCGGUCCGUCAAGGGAACCAAGAACCAAUCCAAAACCGCCGCAUCUCACACCCAACCGACGAAACGCCUCAGCUCCCACAUCUACUGCCCAGAAAGUGAGAAUGCCAGCCAGCCAACCACUCUCCCACAGGCCAUCGACGAUGGCUUAGAUGAACUGGUCUCCAAGCUUGAAGCUCUUCAAGCCAAUGACGAAAAUUCUGCCCUCGAAAUACUCGACCCCCUCCCGCCAAACGCUGCCUGUCCCGGAGCGCCGAAAAUGCCGAGCGCGUUCACCAUGCCAGUAUUCGUCGCAGACGAGGGCCAUUGCGACGAUGAGCAGACAGCCGAGUUCAAGCUCACCAAUUCACUCCAGAUGUCUCCUUUGGCCGAGGUCACCGAGGCUUUCACCGGAUUACAGGGUGGCUGGAGCCCGCCUCUUGAAACCUCUAGCCCCGUUUUCAACUCCCAUUUUUUUGAGAACAUCUCAAUCAGACCCGACCAAGCUUGA
Messenger RNA from Puccinia triticina, 933 nucleotides. RefSeq lists its product as uncharacterized. The record is from RefSeq and is a predicted model, not a curated record. The transcript is spliced from 2 exons. NCBI's taxonomy places the organism in Eukaryota, Fungi, Basidiomycota, Pucciniomycetes, Pucciniales, Pucciniaceae. The coding region runs from base 1 to 933 and encodes 310 amino acids.